UAAUAUCAAACAUGUAGAAUCCCAUGUUGGAAGAUCUAAAAAAUAUAAUGAAAGAAGGUUGGCUGGAGAAAGAAUCAAGAGUAUUUAAAUCAUGGAGAAAGUAUGACCCCUAUUUAUCCUAGACGAUGGUUUGUAUUAACUACUACUACCCUAUAUUCAUUUAAGGCAGAGAAAUAAUAUUCAAAUCCUACAGAAAUUAUUUAAUUGGCAACUGUUAGCACCAUUAAAAGCUGUUAGGAAGAAACUAAUAAGGAGAAUACAUUUGUAAAUAUUGAUUACGCUAUACAUCAAGAAAAUUGAUACUCCUGAUUAAACCUUUUACCUGCAAGCAAGUAAUAAUUAAGAGAAGGAGGGUUGGAUUGGAGCUGUUGGUAAAGCUAUGGUUAAAUUAAAUUUGAAAAAAAAAAGAAGUGAUGAUGAUGAUUGAUAAUCUGAU
Molecule: messenger RNA, 436 nt
Organism: Paramecium octaurelia
Lineage: Eukaryota; Ciliophora; Oligohymenophorea; Peniculida; Parameciidae
Source: the annotation of a GenBank genome assembly